Messenger RNA from Nematocida ausubeli, 558 nucleotides. RefSeq lists its product as uncharacterized. Gene Ontology annotation, biological process: regulation of DNA-templated transcription. Bases 1 to 558 code for a protein of 185 amino acids. The transcript has a single exon. NCBI's taxonomy places the organism in Eukaryota, Fungi, Microsporidia. The record is from RefSeq and is a predicted model, not a curated record.
AUGAGAAUAAAUCAUGCCAACCUUUCGCGCGCAAUAAUAUAUGGGACAUCUGCUGUUCGGAUAUCUGAGCCAGGAACUGACGCCACGCACAGAUGGAAGGUCUACAUAAGAGGCUACAAAAACACAGAUAUCAGCUACUUUAUCCGAAGUGUUACAUUCAAGACACACGAAACAUUUGCAAAUCCGACCCGAACAGUAGAGACUCCGCCUUUUGAAAUCGAAGAGUGCGGGUGGGGGGAGUUCACUAUCACAGCAAAGCUAUACUUUGUGGAUACUCAUGAAAAGCCCUUUCAAUUCUCGAUCUCCCUCAAGCUCCACAGCGAGGCGAACAAUGGUUCGAUUGGGGAUAUUCCGCGUGACAGCGAUGCAAUUGUAAAUGAGAGACUGGACACAGUAGUAUUUGAAAGUCCAACAGAAAUAAUGUACAAAAUACUAAAGGAAAAAGAAGAGCCUGUGCUUGAUGACCAACUUCAGAAGGAUAUCAAUGAUGAGCAUGCUAGAAUAGAAGAGGCAAUCGACUAUCUUAUAAAGAAGCUAAGCGAUGAGCCUUCCGUGUAA